AUGCCUCUACUGCCAUUCAUUACAAUCAGCCUUGUGCCCAGCCCUCAGCCCUCAACCCAACACCCAGCCCUCAACCCAACGCCCAGCCUUGUGCCCAGCCCUCAGCCCUCAACCCAACACCCAGCCUUGUGCCCAGCCCUCAACCCAACACCCAGCCUUGUGCCCAGCCCUCAACCCAACACCCAGCCUUGUGCCCAGCCCUCAACCCAACACCCAGCCUUGUGCCCAGCCCUCAACCCAACGCCCAGCCUUGUGCCCAGCCCUCAACCCAACACCCAGCCUUGUGCCCAGCCCUCAGCCCUCAACCCAACACCCAGCCUUGUGCCCAGCCCUCAACCCAACGCCCAGCCUUGUGCCCAGCCCUCAACCCAAUACCCAGCCUUGUGCCCAGCCCUCAACCCAACACCCAGCCUUGUGCCCAGCCCUCAACCCAACGCCCAGCCUUGUGCCCAGCCCUCAGCCCUCAACCCAACACCCAGCCUUGUGCCCAGCCCUCAACCCAAUACCCAGCCUUGUGCCCAGCCCUCAACCCAACACCCAGCCUUGUGCCCAGCCCUCAACCCAACGCCCAGCCUUGUGCCCAGCCCUCAACCCAAUACCCAGCCUUGUGCCCAGCCCUCAACCCAACACCCAGCCUUGUGCCCAGCCCUCAACCCAACGCCCAGCCUUGUGCCCAGCCCUCAGCCCUCAACCCAACACCCAGCCUUGUGCCCAGCCCUCAACCCAAUACCCAGCCUUGUGCCCAGCCCUCAACCCAACACCCAGCCUUGUGCCCAGCCCUCAACCCAACGCCCAGCCUUGUGCCCAGCCCUCAGCCCUCAACCCAACGCCCAGCCUUGUGCCCAGCCCUCAACCCAACACUCAGCCCUGUGCCAGUCCUGCUGCUCCUGCAGUGUGUAG
Salvelinus namaycush (lake trout) is the source of this 900-nucleotide messenger RNA. Its product is annotated as vegetative cell wall protein gp1-like. Bases 1 to 900 code for a protein of 299 amino acids. NCBI's taxonomy places the organism in Eukaryota, Metazoa, Chordata, Actinopteri, Salmoniformes, Salmonidae. The transcript is spliced from 2 exons. The record is from RefSeq and is a predicted model, not a curated record.